CUACUGGUCUACUGUCAGAUUGUUAUCUGUUUCCCCAUAGUCAGUUGAUAUUUUGUUUUUUAUAUAGAACUGUUAUAAAAUCUAUAAGUUUAAGGUUCUAUUUUAAAAUGAUAAAACUCAGAUUUAUUCUUGGCAGAUGACUGUACCAGGAGCUCAAAGAAACAUGUGAUGUUAUCAGAUUUUAGAACAGAUGAUUGUGGUGUCACAGCAGAUACAUAUGAAGAGCUUGCCAUUAUCUCAGAUGUAUCCUCAGCAGCUCACAGCAAAGAUCUAUCAUCUGAUCCUUUGGAUGGAUUUCAAUCUUCUGAUUUAUCACAGACUGUUAAGCAAAAUAAAAGCCACAGAAGAAGUGUUCAUCAUCAAAGAAGUCAUACAGGGGAGAAUACUCUUUCAUGCUCAGAAUGUGGGAAAGGUUGUAAAUCUAAAUCAGAUCUUAUUAGACAUAAGAGAACUCACACAGGGGAGAAGCCAUUUUCAUGUUCAGAAUGUGGGAAAUGCUUUCAGCAGAAAUCACAUCUUCUUAACCAUCAGAGAAUUCACACAGGGGCGAAGCCAUUUGCUUGUUUACAAUGUGGGAAAUCUUACACACAGAAAUCAUGUCUUGUUAUACAUGAGAGAAGUCACUCAGGGGAGAAGCCAUUUUCUUGUUUAGAAUGUGGGAAAUGUUUCACUGAUAAAUCAACUUUUGGUAAACAUCAGAGAGGUCACACAGGGGAGAAGCCAUUUUCUUGUUUAGAAUGUGGGAAAUAUUUCAUAUAUAAAUCAAAUCUAGUUGUACAUCAGAGAAUUCACACAGGGGAGAAGCCAUUUUCAUGUUCAGAAUGUGAAAAACAUUUUAACCGUAAAUCACAUCUUGUUAGACAUCAUAGAAUUCACACAGGGGCGAAGCCAUUUUCUUGUUUAGAAUGUGGGAAAUGUUUUACUAAUAAAUCAACUCUUGUUAAUCAUCAAAGAAGUCACACAGGGGAGAAGCCAUUCUCAUGCUCAGAAUGUGGGAAAUGCUUUACUUAUAAAUCAACUCUUGGUAUACAUGAGAGAAGUCACACAGGGGAGAAACCCUUUUCUUGUUUAGAAUGUGGGAAAUGUUUUACUUAUAAAUCAACUCUUGUUAAACAUCAGAGAAUUCACACAGGGGAUAAGCCAUUUUCUUGUUUACAGUGUGGGAAAUCAUACACACAGAAAUCAUGUCUUGUUAUACAUGAGAGAAGUCACACAGGGGAGAAGCCAUUUUCUUGUUUAGAAUGUGGAAAAUCAUACACACAGAAAUCAUGUCUUGUUAUACAUGAGAGAAAUCACACAGGGGAGAAGCCAUUUUCUUGUUUACAGUGUGGGAAAUCUUAUACAAAGAAAUCAUGUCUUGUUAAACAUCAGAGAAUUCACACUGGAAAGAAUCGAUUUUAAUAUUCAGAAUGUGAUAACUGGAGAUGAGCGAACUUUUGAAAAAUUCUAUUCUGCAGCUUGGUCAAAGUUCAACAAGAAAUUUUGAUUUGUCCUGAAUUAAUUUGUCAUGAAUCACUAUGUUAAAACCUCAUUUAGCCUAUCAAUCAACGAGACCAUUUUUAACGGCCCCUUAGA
This is a messenger RNA of Bufo gargarizans (Asiatic toad), 1575 nucleotides long. RefSeq names its product gastrula zinc finger protein XlCGF26.1-like. Gene Ontology annotation, molecular function: RNA polymerase II cis-regulatory region sequence-specific DNA binding; DNA-binding transcription factor activity, RNA polymerase II-specific. The coding region runs from base 169 to 1401 and encodes 410 amino acids. The transcript has a single exon. The record is from RefSeq and is a predicted model, not a curated record. Gene Ontology annotation, cellular component: nucleus. NCBI's taxonomy places the organism in Eukaryota, Metazoa, Chordata, Amphibia, Anura, Bufonidae. Gene Ontology annotation, biological process: regulation of transcription by RNA polymerase II.